Molecule: messenger RNA, 420 nt
Organism: Acanthamoeba castellanii str. Neff
Lineage: Eukaryota; Discosea; Longamoebia; Acanthamoebidae
Product: ferric reductaselike protein
Exons: 1
Coding region: 1-420 (139 amino acids)
Biological process (GO): endoplasmic reticulum to Golgi vesicle-mediated transport; retrograde transport, endosome to Golgi
Source: RefSeq, a predicted model, not a curated record
AUGCUGAACAUCUCGGACGGGCAGAAGAUCGGGAUCCUGCUGACGGGCUUCGGCCUGUUCUUCACCUUCUUCGGGGUGCUCCUCCUCUUCGACCGCGGCCUGCUGGCCAUCGGCAACCUGCUCUUCCUCACCGGCGUCACCCUCAUCAUCGGCGGCCGCAAGACCUUCCGCUUCUUCUUCCAGUGGCGCAAGCUGCGCGGCACGGCCUGCUUCCUGGGCGGCAUCGCGCUCGUCAUCGUCGGCUGGCCCUUCAUCGGCAUGAUCGUCGAAGUGUUCGGCUUCAUCAACCUCUUCGGCGACUUCUUCCCCGUGGCCCUGGGCUUCGCCCGACGGCUGCCCGUCAUCGGCCACGUCCUCGAGCUCCCCGCCGUCCAGUGGGUCACCGACCGACUCAUCGACUCCAAGCGACUCCCCGUCUGA